This is a messenger RNA of Austrofundulus limnaeus, 1064 nucleotides long. RefSeq names its product NK6 homeobox 1 (gene nkx6-1). Gene Ontology annotation, molecular function: RNA polymerase II cis-regulatory region sequence-specific DNA binding; DNA-binding transcription factor activity, RNA polymerase II-specific. Gene Ontology annotation, cellular component: nucleus. Gene Ontology annotation, biological process: cell differentiation; regulation of transcription by RNA polymerase II. NCBI's taxonomy places the organism in Eukaryota, Metazoa, Chordata, Actinopteri, Cyprinodontiformes, Rivulidae. The record is from RefSeq and is a predicted model, not a curated record.
UCGAACCUGAAAGAGAUCCGAAGCAGCGGUGAGGAUUUCUCCCAACGUGCAGGACGCAGCAGAGAGCGGACCAGGACCAGGACCAGGACCAGGACCAGGACCAGGACCAGGACCAGGACCAGGACCAGGAGCAAGCUGUGGACGGGACUUUUUUUUAAUUUUGAUUUUAUUUUUGCUGCUUUUCCUGGACCAUUGAAGGGUUUUGCAGACUGACUGAGAUGGGCUUUGAGUCCAGAGAAGGAGCGCUUGUUGCUUUAGUUUGACUCUGUGCGCCCCCCGGCUUCAAAGACCCCCACGCCUCAAGACCCCCGCCCCAGUCCUCCGGGGCCUCCCCCUGCAGAGAGGUGGUAAUGUUAGCGGUGGGUCAGAUGGACGGGUCCCGACAGAGCGCCUUCCUCCUCAGCACCCCUCCCCUGGCAGCUCUGCACAGCAUGGCCGAGAUGAAGACCCCCCUGUACCCGGCCUACCCGCUCUCCUCCACCUCCCCGGCCACCACCUCCCCCAACCCGGGCGGCAUGGCCGUGUCCUCCCCGGGGAUCAAGAGCUCCACGGGCUUGUCGCCGGGGCUCGGCUCCCCGCAGCAGUGCUCCUCCGCCACUCCCCACGGGAUUAACGACAUCCUCAGCCGGCCCACGGUGUCGCUGUCCGGCGGCACGGCGGUGGUGACCGCCGCCUCCUCCUCGGCGGGGAUCCUGUCGGGACUGCCCCGCUUCAGCAGCCUCAGCCCCCCGCCGCCUCCCGGACUCUACUUCAGCCCCGGCGCGGCGGCGGCGGUGGCCGUGGCCCGCUACCCCAAACCCUUAGCGGAGCUCCCGGGGAGGACGCCCAUCUUCUGGCCGGGAGUCAUGCAGAGUCCGCACUGGAGGGACGCCAGGUUCGCGUGUUCCCCCCAUCAGAACUCGGUGCUGCUGGACAAAGAUGGGAAGAGGAAACACACACGGCCCACCUUCUCUGGGCAGCAGAUCUUUGCUCUGGAAAAGACUUUUGAACAAACGAAAUACCUGGCGGGACCUGAGAGGGCCAGGCUGGCUUACUCUCUGGGGAUGACCGAGAGCCAAGUCAAG